Messenger RNA from Plasmodium gonderi, 8253 nucleotides. RefSeq lists its product as hypothetical. Gene Ontology annotation, molecular function: U2 snRNA binding; protein binding. The transcript is spliced from 10 exons. The coding region runs from base 1 to 8253 and encodes 2750 amino acids. Gene Ontology annotation, cellular component: U2 snRNP; nucleus. The record is from RefSeq and is a predicted model, not a curated record. NCBI's taxonomy places the organism in Eukaryota, Apicomplexa, Aconoidasida, Haemosporida, Plasmodiidae. Gene Ontology annotation, biological process: mRNA splicing, via spliceosome.
AUGAGCGUGUACCAUUACUACAAUAACGUAAUACCCAGUAAAUCUAUCAGAACUGCCAUUUGCACAAACCUAAAGGGUAACAAGAAAAAAUAUUUGCUGUAUGCCUGCAACAAUUAUCUGAAUGUAUGUGCAGUAGAUAAAGAUGGACAUACAAGUGAUUAUAGUAAACAUGCUGUUUUUUCGGAGAUUUUAGAAUUAAGAGAAUACAUACCUGAAAAGCUAGUCGAUACAGGAAAAAGAGAAAAUAUCAAAUCGUAUAUUUUUUUAUUAACAAGAAAGUAUAAUUUGUUGUUACUUCAGUUCGAUGUGAAACUAAACGACUUUGUUACUAUCUCCCAAGUAAAUUUACAAGAACUCAAUGGAUUACAUGUCGAAGAAGAUAUAACUCUACUUUUGGAUGAUAGAAAUAGAACCAUUUUAUUCUAUGGGUAUAAAAAUAUCUUAAAAUAUGUACACUUAGAUUAUAAUGACUUCUUUAAUCUAAGCCAUAUAUAUACCUUGAGACUAGAUGAAGGUCUAAUAAUAGAUAUCAUUUUUUUGAAAUUCCAACACCGUAAGACUGAAACCGUCUUCGACACUAGUGAAUGUAGCACUCGUAUCAGCACUAAUGGGAAUGCCCAUGGAGGUAAUAAUAACAAUCCAUGGAAAGAUGAUGAUGAAAAUAAUAAAACAGUGCCUCCAUUACAAUCUGUUAAGAGACAAAGCAUCGACUCGUUUGAUAAAGCUGUGACUAAAUUGAAUGCAAACGAUGUUGUACAUCGAAACAGUAAGGAUAGCAAAAUUGAUUAUCUUGACAUGGAUUUACCCAAUCCUGAUAUGAAAGAAGAAAAAAAUGGUACUAAUCAGGAAAGUAGUAAAUGUAAUAAUAAAAGUGGACCCCAUGUUCAAUACACUACUAUCGAACGUGUAAAGAAGCAUUACGCAGAUAAUACCACAAUGCAUAAUUAUGGUUCUUUUAUAAACUCUCCUUAUCAGAGGAGUGAAACAAAUGGAACAUCAAAUGUGAGGAUGGAGAAAGAGAUGUUUGAAUCCACAACUAGAAUGGAGAAAAAAAUGGAGGAAGAAAAAUUAAAAAUAACGAAUCUGAUAGAAAACAUCCCAAAGUGUGCUGAUAAUAAGACAGCUUGGAAUAGUAUUACAAAAGGAGAAAGCUCCAACAUCUGUUUAGAUAAAAAUCUCAGCAAUAGUAACAAGACAGGAAAAAAAAAUUCAUCACAUGAAAAUCCACAAAAAGGGAAGAAAAAAAAAAAUAAAAGCAAAAUUAGUGCAACGAUUUGUGUUUUGUAUGAUGCAAAGAAAAAAGAUUCUCGUUCGUACGAACGGUACAUUAGACUCAUUCGUUUAUAUUCCAUGAGUGAUGAUAAACGUAUAAGUGCUCUCAGUGAUGUUAGCACACCCUUGAACCCACGUAGAAAUAAUGAAUUCUGUGAUGAUGGGAAUGCCAAGAAUAAUGUUCAAGCGUACCAUCACAACAACAAUGAUGAUGAUGAUGAUGCCAAUUUUAGAAACGUGAAAAAUGAAAAAAAGGAAGGAAUGAAAUAUAUCAACUUAAUGUAUUAUAAACCAAUAAUUGUAGAUUCAAGCAUAAACAAAUUACUUUGCAUUGCUAAAAAUAAGUUGAUGCUUAUAGGAUUUCAAUUUAUCAGUUACAUUAAUUUAGAAAUAGACCAAGACAAAAAUUUCUUCCUCAGCUCUGAAUUGAGAACUAUUAGAUGUAUAGAACACAUCAGCCGUAACAAAUUCAUCAUGGCAGAUGAUUAUGGUGAUCUCUUUAUACUGACAUGUAUAUUGGGGUCAAAUCCUUCUUCCUUCAGAAGGAGAAGUGAAUGUAUCAAUGAUAACAUUAUUGAUGAAUUCAUUUUCAAAGGUUUGCCUUCGUCUCUUGGUGUAGUUCCAUCUUCCUCCUCAUCAUCUAUUGGUGGAGGUCAAUCCCUGAGUAGCGAAAUUAGUAGAAAAAUAGAAAACGACAACAAUGGCAUCAACUCAAUCACAUUACAAUUUAUAGGAACCUGCUCAAGGUCCAAUGUUGUCGUGUCCAUUUUUCCAGAUAUUAUUUUCUUAGGUUCACAAGUAAGUGAUAGUUAUUUACUCAAAAUGCAUAAUUACCCAACAUAUGAAUAUGACGAUUACACUCCUGUCGAACCAUCUACAUGUUCAACGUUUAACAGUUCUUAUUUUUACCAUCGUGAUAACCGUGGUAAUAGCAUAACUGGAGAUGAAAAUUCAAAUGAUGAAAAUAACAACAACUGUAUGUUAAAACAAUUUCAUAGUGACACGAAGAGAGGUGCUGACGAGUAUAUCAUAAAUAAUGGAAUUGAUUAUGUUGAGAAUCGAAGUAGCAUAACGAAAAAGAGAAACUUUUUGCAAGAAAAUUAUCCUUAUGCAGAAGAGAUUACUAGAACUAACGAAUUCACAUAUCACAAUGAUAGGGGUACCAAUUCGAUUGAUAUGCAGCAUCAUGCUUCAACGAGUAGAAGUAACUAUAAAGAUGGUCAGUACAAUAAUAAACACAGUGAUGCCCAAAUUACAAAUUCAAGUCGUCAAAUUAGUCAUUUGUGUGAUGAAAAUAUGUACCAAUAUCAAAGUGAAUGCAUAAGUGGAAAAUCUUUUAAUGAUGGUAAUGUUGAGGAGAAGAAGAGGGUAGUGAUAGAAUCGCAUGCCACUUCAAUCAAAAAUAAUCCAUUCGCAUGUACACACAUUGAUACAUAUAGAGACUCGCAAACGUACACAGCAGAAAGAGGAGAAGAUAAAGUACAUAAUUUUCAUCUUAGAAAUUCUUUGAAAGAAAAAAAAAAAAAAUUUUACAUUGAAAUUUUAUCUGUAAUACAAAAUAUGGGUCCCAUUUUAGAUUUCUGUGUUAUUAAGAAUAAGAAUGACGAGAAGGAAAUUAUAACUUGCAAUAGUUAUGGUCGAACUGGAUGUAUAUCUAUCAUAAGAAAUGGAUUAAAAACAAAUAUUAUUUCUAAAUUGAACUUCAGCAAAAUCACGAAUAUGUUCGUUGUCAAGUAUGUUAUACACCUGAAGAAGAAAAAUAAACAGAAAGGAAAAUCCACAAUAGAUGAAAAAUUAUCUAACAAUGAUGUAAUGCAGAAAAGUGAAAUAAAUAAUAAUCAUGAACAAUCAUUAUUACAGAACAAUAUUUCGAAUCCUCUUGUAGAAGAAAAAGGAAAGAAGUCAUUACAGUUUCAGGUUUUUGCUCAGCUCAAUGAUAAAAAAAAUGUAGAAAUUAAGGAUAUAAACCUUUCCUUUCUGAAUAAAUACUACUUCCAAAACGAGAAAGAAAUUGACGUUUUGAACUAUGCUAAUUUUAUAUACUUUCACAUUUUCAUCAUUUGUGUAACUUAUGGUUACCAAACCAAAGUGAUAGGAGUGUGCAGAGAGGAGGGUGCUGGUGAAAGCAGAGAAAAACGUGACAAGCGAAAUUUACAAAAGGAAUAUUCAACAGAUUCCAUGGGCAACGUGGGUAGCAGAUGCAACGAAAAAAAGAAACAUCACCAUUGUGACACUGUCAGCCCAAAAGUAACAUCAUGCGAAAACUUUACAAAUGACCAUCCUUUUAACAUUGAUGAUCGUGGUCAAAGGAAGAAGCAGAACGAAAUUUUUCUUUGUGAAUAUAAAAAUACAGAUGUAGAUUUGUUAAGCAACACGAUAUAUUUCAAUGUCUUGAAGAAUUUCCCAUACCUUAUUCAAGUAACAAAUAAUCAUGUUAAACUUCUCUGUUGUUUAUCACUAAAACUUGUGUAUGACUUAAAGAUGGAUUAUAUAUUUAAGUUCUGUGUUUAUAACGAUUAUUUAUACAUAUACUGUGAUAACGGAAUCCAAAUAUAUGCAGUAGAGGAGAAGUAUCUUCAGUUGUUAUACAACCACAAGUGCGAUAGGACUAUCACCUCCAUGGUAGUCUACAAAAGUUUGAUGGCUUGUGCUUUCAACAAUAGGGAAGUAGCACUUAUUAACAUAGAUGUCAGCUGCUUAGACCGUAUGAGAGUGUCUAAGAGUUGUUCAAGGGGAGACAAAAUUCCCAAUGACGCCAUUCAAGUAGACAUGGUUAGAAGCGAAGACAGGAUUAGAGACCUAGAAUCCAUCAGAGGCACAGAUGAGAACCCAUUUGUUAAUACAAAGAAGCAAAGAAUUUUCACGCAAGCAAGCUCCUACCAACCGGCUCUAAGCACACUCGUUUUUAUAACAGAUGUCGAAGUUCUAGAACUGAACGACAAUGUGUAUUUAUUUAUCGGGCUUAGUAACGGAGAAGUGGAAUCUUUUUUAUUAUGUGCAGAUAAUCGAAAUGAUAGUGGCACCCAGAGGAGGGUACGUGAUGACACGUUCUUGACAAGUUUCAGUGCAGGUUCAUAUUCCAAGGGGAAGAAUCUCGAUCGUGGUGCCUCUCAUAGUGAAAGUGGAACAUCUGAGGAAAGAAAUUCAGAUGCGGAAAGCACACAGAUGUGGAAAUUGUUCCAAAAUGAAAAUGGAAAAAAUCAGGUAGCACGCAUGGAUGGAAGGAAAAAUGGAGGAAUCGAGAACACACAUAGAAUAAGAGGACAUGCUGAUAAUGAUAAUAUAUUUAAAUUACACAAGUUUUAUUUAAAAAAAAAAGAAGAAAUAUUAAAACUUUUGUAUAAAGAUGAUAUACUUAAAACAGGGAAAAAACCUGCAUUCAGUUACAAAAUAAAAAUUACUGAUGAUAUGGAAAAAGAAAAAUAUGUAAAAAAAUGUAAAAGAGGAUUAAUAAAAUAUUUAUCUGAAAGUCAUUCAAAUAUACUUCAAUAUUUCAACUUUUCCAAAUGUGUCUUUACAAAUGUUCAUGACUUGCAUAAAGCAUGUAUGAAGAAUGAAGAUGAAGAAAUUGUUAUGAGUUCUAAUUUAUUUAAUAAUGUAAAUAUUCAAUCCGAUACAUUUGUAAGUAUGGAGAAUAUCCUUCAAGGAGAACAUACUAAAUAUCUCAAAGAUUGUAAUAGUGAAAUUCAUGGAAAGCCAUUAGAAGAAUCUUCAUGUAGAACCAUAAAACAAACUAAUACUCACACCAUAUACAAUAAUAUGCAAAUGCCACAUGAAUGUGCAACCAAUUUGUCAGCUUAUAAGGAUAGAGACGAUUGGGAUAAAAACGUUCGACUUUCUUCCUCCCAUGGCAGGUGGAAAAAUUGUGAAAAAUUAUCGCAUUUCAGUGAUGAAAUUGGGGACACUAAUGUCGACGUGGAAAAUUCAUUGGACGAAUUGCACGAGGUGGCGAGUUUUAGUGCGCAAGAUUACGAGAACGAUUACGAGAAAGAUAAAAUUGCAAACGUACCAUUCAGAAGGGCCAACAUAAAUUCGCACCUACACGCACGUGAUGGAAAAUUUGGCAAAGAGAUUAAUUUGAAUAGGAAGAAGACCAAGUACUUUUUCCAUUUUUUCCAGAUUUAUGGAUCUUCAUCUGAGGAAUCAUCAGAUAGUGACAUUGUUAACUUUGACGUGUUUAAGAAGUUAGAUGCAAAAGUGGAGGAGAAGCGAAGAGCAGGAAGCCCAACCAGAAGCAGCAGUAGUAGCCAUAGGGAGAGGAAACUAAAAAGAGGAAGAAAAAGAGGAAGAGAGGGAGGAAGAGAAGGAAGAAAAGAAGGAGGAAAAGAAGAAAGAAGAGGAAGAAAUGGAAAGAGUGGGAGAAGCAGUAGCGACAGCAGCAGUAGCAAUGCCAGUGGAGGCAGCAGGAAUGGUGGACUCAGACGUAGUGUGGAACAAGGAUCAGAUACCCAAUUUCCCUCCAAAAAUAUAUUACCAAGUUCAAAUAUUUGUGACAACAGCUUGAACCCGUAUCCCUCAAGGAGGUUAAGCAAUCUGAACGAAGAAACAACUAGCGAAAUCCACAUAUCGGACCCCUUUCCUGAUAAUGGAGGAAAAUCAAUUCAUGGAGAGGAGGAGAAGGGCGAGAUAGAUAAGAUGUACAAUGGAAUAGACAAAAUGAGAAAAGGAACCAUCGAAAAAAAAGAAAGAGGAAACCAAGCUGAAGCAACUUGUAUCCAGCGUAUAGUGAAAAAAGAAGAAAAUAGUGAAAAGGAUAAGAUAAAGGAACUAAAUAUGAAACAAAAGAAAAGCUACAUCCGCUUAAAACACGAACGAGAUAGUCAAGAAUCACAUGACGAGAUGACAAAAAAAAAAUCAAAGAGAAGUUAUAACAGUAUAUAUGACGAAGAUGGUAAAAUUAUUGAACACGAUCUGCCUGAGAUUAAAGAGGUAGAUGUAGAUGGCAUGUGUGUUAGAGAAGAUUCUCCUUUGGGUAGAGUGGAAAAAUGGAAAAACCAAUUAAGCAGGAGCGACCCAAGCAGAAGCAACCCAAGCAGGAGCGACCCAAGCAGAAGCAACCCAAGCAGGAUCGACUUAAGGAGAGAAAAAGAACACCUAAACGAUAUAUUUCAAAAGAAAGUGGAAGAACAGUGUGGGAACAUUUAUGUGCGUGAAAAUUACGUGGGUUCAGGAAAAUACAGCAACUUUGAUGAAAAUGAAGAAUUUUCGUCUGAUGCAUCUAUAUGUUUUAAUAAUUUAAACAAUAUUUUAUUUGAUGAAAAGAAAUAUAUAAAAAGGUAUGUAAUUCGAAGUAAAAAAAUAUUGCUAACGAAUAAGAGAAGAAUAAAUGUGUGUACAAAAGGUCCAAUUAAAUUUAAAAAGUUCUUGAAAGUUUUUUCAGAAAAAAAUAAAAUUGAUGUAAACCUAACAAAUGUUGUGAAGAAAUAUAAUUUCCUCUUCGUAUGUUGUGAUAAUCCAAUUAUUAUAUAUUCAAAUUUAAAAAAAAAAAUAUGCUUAUCCAAAUUAUCGAUUAAGAAUAUAUACCAAGUGGACAUUUUCAACGAUUUUAAUUAUCUCAACCCAUUUCACAAUUUUUCAGCAUUUAAAAAAAUAAAUCAAAAUAAUUUCUACUUCAUAUGUUUUGAUGGUUUCAAAAUAUUUAUAUCACACCUCAACGAGAUUAAGAAAAACUUUUUGCAAAAAAUACCUUUUCAUAGAACGGUUGAAAAAAUAGCUUAUCAUGAAGAUACAGGGCUUUUAGUUGCUGCUUGUCCCGUUGAAGAGAAACACAAAACCAAUCAAAUGAUGAAACAAAUUCUAUGCUUUUUCGACCCAUUCCAAAAUUCAUUCAAAUACACAUACGUAAUCCCUUCCAAGUUUAGUGUUUCUAGUAUAUGCAUUUAUGAAAUCCAAAAAAAAUCAAACACAAAUAAGGUCUAUAAGACGAACGAGACCACCCAAGUGAAUACUUUCAUUUGCGUAGGAACGGCCAAUAACAAUGAGAGAAUUACAGAACCAUCUUCUGGGCACAUUUACAUUUUCAUAGCAAAAAAGAUGAUAAACCUUUUUGAAAUCAAGCACAUAUACACGUACAAUGUUAAUUGUGGUGGAAUCACACACCUGAAGCAGUUUCAUGAAAAACUUAUCGCUGCAGUGAAUAACACGGUCGUCAUUUUCGACAUUAGCAACUUCCUAACCAACAUGGAGAAAUAUAUCAACAAUUCGGGAAAAACUAUGAAAACAGAAAAUAAAGAUGAUGUGGUGGAAGUGGCCUCCUUUACACCAAGUUCCUGGAUCAUGAGUCUGGACGUUUUAGAAAAUUAUAUCAUAGUUGGAGAUAUAAUGACUUCAGUAACACUUUUGUCAUACGAUUUUGAGAAAGCUCUCCUGACCGAAGUGUGUAGAGACUAUUCCAACGUUUGGUGCACAUCCGUCUGUGCACUAUCGAAGAACCACUUUUUGGUUUCGGACAUGGAAUCCAACUUUCUCGUCUUGCAGAAGUCAAAUGUUCGAUACAACGACGAGGAUUCUUUUAAGCUAUCUAUGGUUUCACAGUUUAACCAUGGUAGCGUUGUUAAUAAAAUGUUUCCUGUAUCCUUAACGAAUCUUUUUGAUGAGGAGGAAAAUCGAAGCGGAAUUUUGCAGAAAGAAAAAAGCAUUUUAUGUGCCUCCAGCGAAGGCUCAAUCAGUGCCAUAAUACCCUUUUCCAACUUUGCCAAUUUUAAGAGAACCUUAUGCAUAGAAAUAGCCCUAAAUGAUAACGUAUCAUCUAUAGGAAAUUUGAGUCAUAGUUCAUACCGAGAAUAUAAAGUUAAUUCGUUAUCCAAGUCCUGUAAAGGAGUAAUUGAUGGGGAACUUUUCAAAAUGUUCUUUUACAUGCCAUUUGAAAAGCAGUUUAAGACUUACAUUUAUGCAAAAUGGAUCGCAAGAAAAUUAAAUUGCAGGCUGGGGAACUUCGAACGCUUCAUGUUGGACAUCGAAAAUCUCUGCACCCUGAUGUGA